CCAUUAUUCAAUGAAAUAUUCAACUUUGAGAUUGUCAGAACAUUAACCUUAUAUAAUAUCCUCUCUUAGAUUUGAACAUUAAGAAACUCUAGCGAUUAAAGAAAAACCAACUAUUAGUUAAUGGAAGGAUAAUCAUUAGAUUUAUAAUUUACCUAAAGAAAUUUUAAAAGAAAAUAAGUAAAGGAGAGAUAGAAGAAUAUACAAUCAAUCUAAUAUUAGUGAAUAACUUCCUAAACUUAUAAAGAACCAGUAUAAUUCCAAUGCAAUUAUUUCAGAUAGAAACGAUAAUUAUAUUUGUAAGACUACUGCAAGCAAUUCAGAUGAAUUAGUUUCAAAAUACUCUUUCAUAUAAGCUGAUUACACAAAUGGAAUUUCAUUAGGAAAAAAGAUAUCCCCUAUUAAAUUGUAAAAACAUCUUUUGAAAUUAAGUCUCUAAAAUUUAUUAAAAUCUUAGCAAGCAUAAAAGAAGAAGAAAAUUGAGGAAUCUAUAUUCCCUCAUUUUGUUCUAAAAUGA
This is a messenger RNA of Paramecium sonneborni, 514 nucleotides long. NCBI's taxonomy places the organism in Eukaryota, Ciliophora, Oligohymenophorea, Peniculida, Parameciidae. The record is from the annotation of a GenBank genome assembly.